Messenger RNA from Odocoileus virginianus texanus, 2683 nucleotides. The record is from RefSeq and is a predicted model, not a curated record. Lineage: Eukaryota; Metazoa; Chordata; Mammalia; Artiodactyla; Cervidae.
UUUGACACAGACGGCGAUCGGCGGUUGUGCCUUUGGUGCUGGGCUCUGGACCCGAUUCUGGCGGAUCCCGCGUCCGAGUCGGGGGAAGGACUUUUCGUUUGGAUCAACGCAACUGCGGCAGCACCGCCAGUCCUGGUGCAGCCGCAAGACUUGGUGCAGCCACAGCUGCCGGAUUUUACCGCCGCUGCCGCCUCUGCGAAGCCCUGCAGCUCCUGCCGGUUCUGGGAGAGCCACUCAAGAGUUUUCUCCAGCAGAAACAGCUGGGACGCGCGGCCCGAGGUGGCGUGGGAGGGAUCCCGCGGCCAGCCACUGAUCAGCACCUGCGCCGGCGCUGUCCCGGGCUGGGCUCAGGCUUCUGAGCCGCAGGUGGAAGGAGGACGCCCCGGAGGAGCAGCUGAGAGGUGGGGCGCCAGGAACGGCGCCGAAUCUGGUAGAGGAUGAUAAACCCUUUCUCUGAGCCCGCACUAGUGAGGAUGGAAUUCCAAAGUUGCUGGUGGUGCUGUGUCAGGAGCAGGGGGAGUGGGGAUGCCUACUCCCUUUUGCCUGAGAGUUUAAAUGGGAUAGUCGCAAGUUCAGCGCAGCCUGCAACUUCAGCAACAUCCUGGUCAACCAGGAGAGACUUAACAUCAACACCGCCACGGAGGAGGAGCUGAUGACCCUGCCUGGGGUGACGCGCGCGGUGGCAAGGAGCAUUGUGGAGUACCGCGAGUACAUCGGUGGCUUCAAGAAAGUGGAGGACCUGGCCCUUGUCAGUGGCGUGGGUGCCACCAAGCUGGAGCAGGUCAAGUUUGAGAUCUGCGUGAGCAGCAAGGGCAGCUCGGCGCAGCACUCCCCCAGCUCCCUGCGGAGGGACUUGAUGGCAGAGCAGCAGCCUCACCACCUGGCCACCGCCGCCGCUGUGCCUCUCACCCCGCGUGUCAACAUCAACACAGCCACCCCGGCCCAGCUCAUGAGCGUGCGGGGCCUCACGGAGAAGAUGGCCGUCAGCAUCGUGGACUACCGCCGUGAGCAUGGGCCCUUCCGCAGUGUCGAGGACCUGGUGAGGAUGGGCGGGAUCAAUGCCGCCUUCCUGGACAGGAUACGGCACCAGGUGUUUGCCGAGAGGUCCAGGCCCCCGUCCACCCACACCAACGGCGGUCUGACCUUCACCGCCAAGCCUCACCCCAGCCCCACCUCACUAAGCUUGCAGAGUGAAGACUUGGACCUGCCGCCUGGGGGUCCGACUCAGAUCAUCUCCACGAGGCCCUCGGUGGAGGCCUUUGGAGGCACGAGGGACGGGCGGCCUGUGCUGAGGCUGGCCACCUGGAACUUGCAGGGCUGUUCGGUGGAGAAGGCCAACAACCCCGGGGUGCGAGAGGUGGUGUGCAUGACGCUCCUGGAAAACAGCAUCAAGCUGCUAGCUGUGCAAGAACUACUCGACAGAGAGGCCCUGGAAAAGUUCUGUACGGAGCUAAACCAGCCAGUCCUGCCCAACAUCCGCAAGUGGAAAGGGCCCCGAGGAUGCUGGAAGGCCGUGGUUUCAGAGGCGCCCUCGACUCAGCUCCAAAAGGGUGCCGGGUUUGCAGGGUUCCUGUGGGACACAGCGGCCGGGGUGGAGCUGAGAGAUGCCGCCUGGCAAGAGAGCUCACCCAGCAACGGGCAUGGGAAGCCGGCGUGCCCUAGCCCGUACCUCGCAAGGUUUAAGGUAGGAAGUCAUGACUUGACGCUGGUGAACCUUCACCUGGCGACCCUGACCCUCCCAGGGGGUGAGAACCUGAGCAAGAAUCACGGUGACAGCCAUCGCUGGGCUAGCUUCACACAGACCUUGCAGGAAACCCUGAAAGGAGAAAAAGACGUGAUAGUUUUAGGGGAUUUUGGCCAGGGGCCAGACAGCAGUGACUAUGAUAUCUUGAGGAAAGAAAAAUUCCACCACCUGAUCCCCGCACACACCUUUACCAACAUCAGCACCAAGAAUCCUCAAGGCUCGAAGACUCUGGACAACAUCUGGAUCAGUAAAAGCUUAAAGAAGGUUUUCACAGGCCACUGGGCUGUAGUGAGAGAAGGCCUCACGAACCCUUGGAUUCCAGAUAACUGGUCUUGGGGCGGAGUGGCUUCUGAACACUGCCCCGUGCUUGCGGAGUUUUACACGGAGAAGGACUGGAGCAGGAAGGAAGGCACUCGGAACGGCAACGGGCUCACCCUGGAGCGGAGUGAAGCCAUCAUUAAACACGAGCGAUGAUGACACCGAAUAGGCGUUCCGCCCCUUGCCCCCGGGGAGUUCGCCCUUCCCCGUGAAGAUGCAGAGCCAGAACCGCCUGCCCUGACAGCGGACAGUGCUUGGGCAGCAACCUGGCUGCCUUCCUCACAGAGUUUGUGGACUCUCAUGGGGGAGGGAGCCCAGCAGGCCCUCGAGGUGCUGGAUGGUCUGACCAGAACUGGAAUGUCUCUGAUCUGUGGAUGCCACCAGCCUCAGCCACCGGGGGUCAUCACCCCACUGCCUGGACUGCAGCUCAUGGGGAACAGCAGUGGAGGCUGGAGGCUGGAGGCCGAGCUCUAGUUCCUGACCACCAGUCUGCGAUGUUCUGACUGCAAAUCCUGUGAAAAGCUUUUAACUUGAGCACUCUCCUCAAAUAUUUUGAGUGAUGAUUUUUAGUUUUGUUUUGAAAAAAAUAAACAGAGAUGAGCCUGCCUGGCUGCAGUGAGA